Artibeus jamaicensis (Jamaican fruit-eating bat) is the source of this 1434-nucleotide messenger RNA. RefSeq names its product Fc gamma receptor and transporter (gene FCGRT). Gene Ontology annotation, cellular component: external side of plasma membrane. The record is from RefSeq and is a predicted model, not a curated record. NCBI's taxonomy places the organism in Eukaryota, Metazoa, Chordata, Mammalia, Chiroptera, Phyllostomidae. Bases 123 to 1190 code for a protein of 355 amino acids. Gene Ontology annotation, molecular function: beta-2-microglobulin binding. Gene Ontology annotation, biological process: immune response. The transcript is spliced from 7 exons.
ACGUUCCUGGAGUGGGGAGCAGACUCCGGACAGGAUGUGAGAGAGGAACUGGGGUCUCCAGUCACGGGAGCCAGCUGGGGCUGCAGGCAGCAAGGGAUCGUGGCUGCGGUCGCCCUCUCAGGAUGCGGGUCCCCCAGCCUCAGCCCUGGGGGCUCUGUUUCCUGCUCUUCCUCCUGCCCGGGACCCUGCGCGCAGACGGCCGUCGCUCCCUGCUGUACCACUUCACCGCUGUGUCCUCCCCGGACCCGGGCACUCCUGCCUUCUGGGUGUCGGGCUGGCUGGGUCCACAGCAGUACCUGAGCUACAAUAACCUGCGGCCCCAGGCUGAGCCCUACGGAGCUUGGGUCUGGGAAAACCAGGUGUCCUGGUAUUGGGAGAGAGAGACGACAGACCUGAGGAACAAGGAGAAGCUCUUCCUCGAAGCCGUCAGAGUCUUGGGGAACGGAAGUUCCUACACCUUGCAGGGCCUCCUGGGCUGUGAGUUGGGCCCUGACAAUGCCUCCGUGCCCGUGGCCACGUUUGCUCUGAAUGGCGAGGAGUUCAUGACGUUUGACCCCAAGACGGGCAUCUGGGAUGGAGACUGGCCGGAGGUGAGGACCAUCCGCGCGAAGUGGAUGCAGCACCCGGAGACUGUGAACAAGGAGAAGACCUUCCUGCUGUACUCCUGCCCCCAGCGGCUGCUGGACCACCUGGACAGGGGCCGCGGGAACCUGGAGUGGAAGGAGCCGCCCUCCAUGCGCCUGAAGGCCCGGCCAGGCAGCCCCGGCUUUUCCGUCCUCACCUGCAGCGCCUUCUCCUUCUACCCGCCCGAGCUCCAGCUGCGAUUCAUCAGGAACGGGCUGGCUGUUGGCUCCGGUGACAGCGGGCUCGGCCCCAACGGCGACGGCUCCUUCCACGCCUGGUCCUCCCUGACCGUCAAGAGUGGGGACGAGCACCACUACCACUGUGUGGUGCAGCACGCGGGGCUGCCGCAGCCCCUCAUUGUGGACGUGGAAUCAACAGCCAAGUCCUCAAUAUCAGUGGUUGGAAUCGUCAUCGGCCUCUUACUGCUCACGGCAGUGGCUGCAGGAGGUGCUCUGCUGUGGUGGAGGAUGAGGAAGGGGCUUCCAGCCCCCUGGAUCUCUCUCCGUGGGGACGAUGGAGGGGCCCUCCUGCCCACUCCAGGCCUGUCCAAGGAUGCUGACUCUUAGGAUAUGAAAGCAUUCUCAGCAACCGCCGGAUCCUCCCCCGUCCUGGCUGCCACUAGCUAACGCAGCCAAGGUCCCUUUCAUGCUGUGAGACACCCUGGAAUCCUGGUAUUUCCGAGGCUCUCGAAGGAGUCCUGGGCCCGGUUUCCUACCUCCGGAUUGUUCCUCCUGUGGUCUGCCUCAGUUUCCCCUCCUAAAAUAUACGGCUCCCUUCCACCUCCACAUAUAACAAGAAUUUGGGCCGGCA